AUGGUCGACGCGACUUACACAAGCGUCAACACCCCCGAGUUUCCGUACCCUUACGCCGACUCGGUCAACGUCGUGGCCGUGACGCCGCUUGCUGCGUACGACUGGGUUCUUCGCACCGACAUGGACACUUUCUUGACGCCAGCGUUUGCUACAUGGAGGCCAUCCAUGUUUGUCGUGGGCAUGGGGGGGUACAACCUCGCGGGGCUGUCGACCGACGCUCGCCUUGAAGGCAUCAUCGCCAAGCUCCAGUUGACGCCGAAAACGGUCGAUAACGUCGGGUCCACGUGGUUUGGUCCGACUGCGCUCGUCCAGUCGUGCGCCCAGCUUUCGAUGGACGUGCAGCGAUACAUGUACAAGCACGAGUUUACAGACGACGAAAAGAGCCCGUCGUACGGCAUCAAGGGGUGGCCCCAUUGGCACAUUGGCGUGCUCUCAAUGUACGGCGGUCACAUUGCGAUUAAUCACUGCACGCGAGCAUUCGGCGUCGUCAAAGACGCCUACAACUUGGACUUUCCCACAACGUCGCACGAGUCCCCCACGCGGCACGCGCAUCUCCAUACGUGGCAAGAUAGCGCUCGGUUCUCCAAGUUUGCGUUUGCCGUUGGAGCGUACAAGCACGAAAACAAGUCGGCGCUCAACUUGGACGACAUAAGCGACUACGCUAUGUUUAUGGCGCUCGAUUCGCAGCCAGGGAUGCAUUAA
Aphanomyces invadans is the source of this 702-nucleotide messenger RNA. RefSeq lists its product as hypothetical. The coding region runs from base 1 to 702 and encodes 233 amino acids. Lineage: Eukaryota; Oomycota; Saprolegniomycetes; Saprolegniales; Verrucalvaceae. The record is from RefSeq and is a predicted model, not a curated record. The transcript has 2 exons.